Molecule: messenger RNA, 11150 nt
Organism: Microcebus murinus (gray mouse lemur)
Lineage: Eukaryota; Metazoa; Chordata; Mammalia; Primates; Cheirogaleidae
Gene: IRF2
Product: interferon regulatory factor 2
Biological process (GO): immune system process; regulation of transcription by RNA polymerase II
Cellular component (GO): nucleus
Molecular function (GO): DNA-binding transcription factor activity, RNA polymerase II-specific; RNA polymerase II cis-regulatory region sequence-specific DNA binding
Source: RefSeq, a predicted model, not a curated record
UGGCUAUUUCCUUACUAUGCAUGUAUAUUUCGAUACUUUUCUUUUUCCAGUCCACAGAAUUCAACACUUCUGUGACAAAGAGGGGUGUUGGAGCUAUUUUUUUAGGCAAAUGUUGAUAUAUAAACAGUUACGGUCUCCCAGAAAGGGACUUUCUCUGUUGGAUAGAGAAGUCUGGAAGAAGACGGAUGAAACUGCAUGUGGGGAAGAAACAUUUAACUAAAUGGGAAUCUCUACUUUUAGGGCAAGGGAGCCAAAAGGUGUAGGUCCCAGGGAAGUUGUAUGCCUUGCUGCACCUGUCACGGUGCUGUACCUCAUGCAUUCUCUCACUUAUCCCCACUUUACUGCAAUGUGGAAAACCAAGGCCUUCGGUUUCAGUGGCACACUGAGGGCAAGGAUGCCCAGCUAGUAAGUUAAGGAGGCCAAAUCUGACCUUGGCUGGAAGUGCUACAGUAGGAAGCCUCUCUCCAGGACCAGCCAGACCAAGCAGCUCACAUCCUUGCCCACCUCACCCUGCAGUGAGGGAACUUGGGCUGCACAGGCGAUAACUGCUCUUGCAGCGUUUGGCUGUGACUUACAAGGGGCAGGCCUUCCUUAUCGCCCUCGCUCCUGAACCCAGCGCCAAGUGGUGUCAGGGAGGGCAGCAGCCCAUCAAGCGGUUACACCCUCAACCACCGAUAAGAUUCCAAACAGCGCCGCCUUUUCGACUGGUUGCUCCUUUCACUCCUUCGAGGUGUGGGCAGUGUUGCAAGAUGAAUUUCCAUUCACUCUGAAAACAGCCGUUCUCGACGCCACUCACAUCGGUCUGCCCUCCUCACUGGACGGGCCGCCCUCUCCCCGUCCCUCCGUCGCGGCCUUCAGCAGGGCACCAUGCCGGUGGAGAGGAUGCGCAUGCGCCCGUGGCUGGAGGAGCAGAUCAACUCCAACACGAUACCGGGGCUGAAGUGGCUGAACAAGGAAAAGAAGAUUUUUCAGAUCCCCUGGAUGCAUGCAGCUAGACAUGGGUGGGAUGUGGAAAAAGACGCACCACUCUUUAGAAACUGGGCAAUUCAUACAGGAAAGCAUCAACCAGGAGUAGAUAAACCUGAUCCAAAAACAUGGAAGGCGAAUUUUCGAUGUGCCAUGAACUCCUUGCCUGAUAUUGAAGAAGUUAAGGAUAAAAGUAUAAAGAAAGGAAACAAUGCCUUCAGAGUAUACCGGAUGUUGCCCUUAUCUGAGCGACCUUCUAAAAAAGGAAAGAAACCAAAGACAGAAAAAGAGGACAAAGUUAAGCACAUCAAGCAAGAACCAGUUGAGUCAUCUCUGGGGCUUAGUAAUGGAGUAAGUGAUCUUUCUCCCGAGUAUGCGGUCCUGACUUCAGCUAUAAAAAAUGAAGUGGACAGUACGGUGAACAUCAUAGUUGUAGGACCGUCAUCCCAUCUGGACAGCAACAUUGAGGAUCAAGAGAUUGUCACUAAUCCACCGGACAUUUGCCAAGUUGUAGAGGUGACCACUGAGAGCGACGAGCAGCCGGUCAGCAUGAGUGAGCUCUACCCUCUGCAGAUUUCCCCCGUGUCUUCCUACGCAGAAAGCGAAACGACCGACAGCGUGCCCAGCGACGAAGAGAACGCCGAGGGGCGGCCGCACUGGUGGAAGAGGAACAUCGAAGGCAAACAGUACCUCAGCAACACGGGCUCGCGGAGCACGUACCUGCUGCCCAGCAUGGCGACCUUCGUCACCUCCAACAAGCCCGACCUCCAGGUCACCAUCAAAGAGGAGAGCUGUCCGCUGCCUUACAACAGCUCCUGGCCCCCCUUCGCGGACCUCCCCCUGUCUCCGUCCGUGACCGCCGCCCCCGGCAGCAGUCGGCCGGACCGCGAGACCCGGGCCAGCGUCAUCAAGAAGACGUCAGACAUCACCCAGGCCCGCGUCAAGAGCUGCUAAGCCUUUGACUCUCCCUGGUGGUUGUUGGGAUUUCUUGGCUCUGUUUUGUGAUUUGUUUGUAUUUUAUUAUUAUUAUUUUUUUUUUCUCUCUGACACCUAUUUUAGACAAAUCUAAGGGAAAAAGCCUUGAUCAUAGAACAGUGAUUGCUGUGUCCAACUCCAGUACUGGAGCUUCUUCUUAACUCAGGACUCCAGCCCAUUGGUAGACGCGUAUUUCUAGAGCCUGCUGGAUCUCCCAGGGCUACUCCCUCAAGUUCAAGGACCAACACCCACACGGGCAGUGGCGGUGCUGCAUUGCCUACGGCCAGGGCCGCCAGCAUGAUGGAGUGGACGCCUCAGAACGGACGAGAAAAUGUGAACUAGCUGGAAUUUUUUAUUCUUGUGAAUAUGUACAUAGGGCAGUCCUAGCGACGCUGCAGUCUGCUUCUGCACCUUAUCUUAAAGCACUUACAGAUAGGCCUUCUCUCGACCUUGCUCUGUCCCUCGGCACGGCCCGCCUCCCCUGUGCUGUUCCCCGCCUCCCACCCCGUCCCGUCCACUUCCUCCCCUCCCCUCCUCUCCCUCCCCUCAGAGCCUCUGUUCUGCAUCCGGAGGAGAAGAAGAAAAUGAACUUCUCCGCAGAUGUCCCAUUUUAAGACUGCUUAAAAAAAAAAAAAUAUUUCUAAUCUGCCAUGCUUGAAUGCCACGCGGUACAAAGGAAAACGAUCAUGGAAAUAUUAUGCAAAUUCCCAGAUUGGAAGACAAAAAUACUCUAAUUCUAACCAGAGCAAGCUUUUUUAUUUUUUAUACAGGGGAAUAUUUUAUUCAAGGUAAAAUUCUAAAUAAAAUAUAAUUGUUUUUUAUCUUUUCUACAGCAAAUUUAUAAUUUUAAGAUUCCUUUUCUUGUUUAUCAGCAGUUGUUAUUACAUCCUUGUGGCACAUUUUUUUUUUUUUAAUUUUGUAAAGGUGAAGAAAAGCUUUUAUGAGCUCAUGUAGCAAUCAGAUUAUCCUGUGGAUUGAUAAUAAAUGAAUAUGAUAUAUAGUUAAAUUUUUAAUGGGCAUCACUCCUGGCUUUGUCUGUGUCUGCUUUGAGAGAGCUCGCUGGUGGGGUAGGACUGACAGAGCACCAUCGCUUCUCAGGGCCCCAGACUCUCUUCCUCGCUGACCACGAGGAACCCUGGAGGUUCCUACCACGGGGCGGCGUGUGACAUCCUCCAGCGAGCACUCACCCCACGCCAGGCCCGGUGCAGGGGGUAUUGCACGCCUUACCUUCUGCGCUCAUCACCGCUGUGCUACAGAAUGGGGAUUUGUCUCCAUGUCGCCUGGAGGAAAUGAAGACUUAGAAUGAAGGUGCCUUCCCUCGGGUCACAGGGGUGAUAAGAGUCCAGGAACAAGUGGAGCCCAAGUCCGGUGUGACUAUGGUUUUUAUUUGUUGUUGUUGUUGUUAGCACAUCCGUCCUUUUAAACAUUUAUCAUCUCUUUGUGUUGGCAACAUUCAUUAGGAAGAAGGGGGUCUUUUUAGGCACUCUACUGUUCGCCCUCUCUGCUGUGAGCAAAUCCCACCCCCUCCGUGUUUGCCUGUUCUUGUCCACAGGCUUAUGCAUAGGACUAGGGUUUUGUGUUUGUGUCACUUACAGAGCACCAUGUUAAAUAGCAGGAGGUAUUUAUUGGGCUCUGACUCCAUGUGAGUCACUUUUCCUCCUGGGACUCGGGGCCUUUGCUUAGGCACUUUCUGGAAAACUUACAGUAUGUCUUAGAGUGAGAAAUGUGACGUCAAGGGCACCAAUCCUCAUCACCUGUUUGGUGUUUCCAGGCCUGGCCUGGAGAAGGCCACUGCGCUAGCCUCUCCUGUGUCCGUGUUGCCUGCACGCUCGGAACACCAAGCUGCCCGCCUGUCACCUCUGGGGGUUGUGGAGGAGACUGCCAGGUUAAUAUUUGAAAAGGUGCCUUCCGUGAAAGGACAAAGGGCUGUUUUUGUGCCUAUCUCCACGUGAGGCUGCGGAUAUAAUUAGCGGUCAUAAACGUCUCCAGCCCUAAACGGAAAUCGGCUGGACCAUCUUCCUGGUGGACGUGUUGUAGCCACACGCCGACGGCAGACUGCUCCUGCGAGGGGCGCUUUUGUUGGUCGUGUUUCUCUCGAUCUCCUAGUAGUGUUAAGGAGGAAGAGAUGCUCUGUGCUGCUCCGUUAAGACCUACUUUUCUCCCAGGUCCUAAAUGGAUGAGUCCAGUUCUUUGUGACUUAUGUCUAAAUCCUUUCACUUAGUCAUCCUGUUUUAAAUAAAUUACCAAAGCAGUAAACCAAAGGUGGCGCUGAGUCACAUGGCCUGGUUAUGAGAGUGUUUAAAGUAGCUCGGGUCCCCUCUCUCUUCCUUCUCCCACACGCAGACGGGGCGUCCAGCUCAGAUCCGGCCUCCUGCGGCAGCUUGUGGGUCCCAAUGCCCUUCCCACCCUCUUCUGCUGCUCCUGUCGUGGUACCAGACUUAGGGAACCUCCCCAGGUGGAAGAAAAUUCAGGAUCUGGAAAUGCACAAUUUAAGUACCAAAGACAAUACUCCAGUGCCAAUAAGGCCAUGAAAAAGAGAAUGAUGUUGAAAAUAUUUCUGGGAAAGGCCAUAUUGUUUCUCAGUGAUGCUUGCCAGGAGCCUAGGAAAAUAAGCUGGUUACACAACGCCUAGGGCUGAGACAAGAUGGGGCAUCUCUUGGACUCAAGCCUCAGACUUUGUUGUUGCUUAGAGGAAGUAACAGGGACACGUGCUUCCAUUGGUUGGCACCUGUGUGAGCUGAUAUGCUUUUAUGAUGGGCUGGGUUGUGUGUGUGUGUGUGUGUGUGUUUGUGCAUGCGUAAGUAGCAGGUUCAGUGUGAUUGCCUUUGGAACAAUAGCUCCAUUCUCUGCAGCCAGUAACCUCGGUCACUCCCUUGAUAACAAGCUCAUUGCACAGCUGUGAACUAUGAAUCCAGUGACAGGUGCUUCCAGCCAGUGGUGAGGUUGCAAGAACCCAGCACAUCCUACACACCUUGACACAAAGGGCUUCUAGAACACCAUUUGCAAGUCUAAAUAAAUCCCUGCUCCACCGUAGCAUUUUUUCCCAUGUUUUGAGGAAGUGACUGCCAAAGGCAGUGUUUAGUCUAUUUAAAUGUAUUUGUAGAGAAGAAGAAAUAUACAUGGAUAAGAAACAUAAAUUCUUUGGACAUCAAAACCUUAAAAUAAUACCCUUUUCUUUUCCUCCAAUGCAAAGUGUACUCCACCAGUACACUGUGUGUGUAACUACUGCUGAGACAGACAUUCUAGGAAUGAGGAAGGUGAGUGAUUUGGCUUAAGGAGUCUGAGUUUUCAAACUUGUGCUUUGGGAACUACUUUGCAUGUGCAUGAAAAAGGUGUUAAGCCCCUAAUGGCCUCCUGCCCCUAAUUCAGAGAGAUGGAACAUUAGACAUUCCUUUUGCUGAGGCCAUUCUUUGGGUAUUGAAUUCCUUAGGCUUUUAAAGCUCUCUCUUAUUGUAGCUUUGGACAAACAGGCCCAGAUCAAAGGUGAAAAUAAGAACCCUACUAUUCUGCCACAUUUCUACUGAAGAAAGACAAGAAGCUAGGGAAAGGUUUGCAAACAGGUAGCCAAGGUGGGUCUCUGGCAGGCAGGAGUCAGAGAUCCCAUGUCUCGGAACCUGUUUUGGUUUGGAAAGAGAAUGGAGGCAGAAGCUGGUUUUUGCCUGGUGGUAUUCAGCCACCUUCCUUAGCCUGAAACCCCAUCCCAUGCCCAGGGCCAGGGCCAUGGGAGCCACGGGGACAAAAAUCCGACCGACUCUCCGGCUAUCUCCUGCCUGCAGUGGAUCCCUCCUAAGGGUACCAGAGUAGGAGUUUCUCUGUCUCCCAUGGGACUGUAAGCUGCUUGAGGCUCUGUCUCGUUCUCUUUUGCAUCCCGAUGUGCAACAAGAUCAGGUAUGUAUUGGGCAAUCACCGCCAGCAUCUCCUCCUCCCCUGCCCCCACCACUCCCAGUGUCAAGGGAACAGGGCCAUGGCCAGCUGCAGACCUGGAGAAGAGAGCCCGGGCUGUGCGAAUCUUCAGGUUGGGAGAUGCAGGAAGAUGGUGGAUUCUCAGAUGUUCCCUCCUGAGGCUGCCUGGCCUCCGGGCCCCACCCCACCCACUAGACACCGGUAUGAUCCCCUGCCUGGACUUGGGCAUUGCUGGCCCCGCUGUGAGGACAAAUGAGGGUUUCAUAGCCGUUUUCUGUGGCCACACUAACAACAGGUGCAGAGGCGCUUUGUCUCUGCUUCUGAAAAUAGUGCCUGGAAGGAAGGAAGUGGUCAGGCCUAAUAAACAGUUUUAGCAAAAAUGUUAAGUCUGUCCAAGAACCUGGGUCAUGCCGUAGAAGGAUCAAGACAGGACAGUUCAGAGUUCACAUAGUCUGAAAAGAUUGUAUUCUGGAGUCCUCUGACCAAGUUUCUUCCUAAGAAAAGCAGCGUGCAUACUUCUGUUCCUCUGAGCAAGCUGCCCUUUGGAGGUUUGGUCAGUUUCUCCGUAUCUGCUUUAUAAACAUGUUCAGACAGAGAUUACUGGCUCUGUGGAAUGCAUUGUGCUGGGAUUGUGCAACUGCUGCUCCGUUAACCCCUUACGUGCACGGCUGGAGAGACACCACUGUCACAUAUAAUGGCCCGUGUGGCCAAACCAGUUGAUUUUAGAGACACAACUGUUUUUGCAGGUGCAAAAAAAAAUGUCCAGGGCAAUAGCAUCUCUUAAGUUUCAGUUUGGGUUGAGAAGAACGUUUUACAGUCUGAACACCCAGACAUACAUGCACAUGAAUCAUCGAGGAAAGUGGGCACCCAGGAUGUUCCAUCUGCCGGAAACAAUGGCCGUGUAUCUGAGAUGCUUUUAUUCUCCAAACGCUCUCCAGUGCUCCGUUCGAAGGCGUUGAUGUUUCAGAUCCACAAGUUAUGCUGGAACACACUGCCUGAAGUUUCCGGAUAAUGUUAGCAGCUAGAUGGGGGUGUGUUGCUUGUGGCUAGUGCUGCCUAAGCCUUUAUUCUUCCUUAGAAUUAGCCACACUGAUGCACAUCCUCUCCAGAGUUCACGCUCCCGUCUCCCAGUGUGUGAUCCUCUAAUGCUGUGGAUCUGGAGCUCUUCUUCACUGCUGUGGCGCCUUUUCUCUGGGAAACUCGUGUAUCAUGUUUUUAAUGUAACUUUGAAAUACAGAAGAGAUUUCACAGGCUCAACUCCAAAAUAUCCAGGGGACAUGCAAGUAGGAAUUUUAGUUAAAAAAAAAAAAAGCAAAAUAUAGCCCAAAGCCAUUGAUUGAAUUUGACCUGGUGGUUUCAAGGCUCCCGUAUAACAUGGCUGUGAUAUGGGAAGGGAACCACAGGCUGAUUCAACAGAUUUGUGUUUUAAAACUUUGAUUUCAAAGUUUUAAAGACUGAUUUAAAAUAAUGCAAUUCCAAGUGCCUUUUCUUAGCAGCUCAUGAAUUUAAUUAGGGUAACCAGUUGUCUUGGCUCACCCAAAACUGAGGGGGUUCCCAGGAUGUGAGAGCUUCAGUGCUAAAACUGGGAAGGCCUCGGGCAAACAGGGAGGAGUUGGUUGCUCUAAAUUUAAUGUCUAGAUACAUAGGAGAAAUGACAUUUUGUGUUCUUUGAGGAUUUUUUAAACCCUGGUGAAAGCUUCAUGAGGAGACAUUAUUGAGGGUAUAUAGUUGAUGAGUCUAUUACUAAUGCAUUAAUUUAAUGUAGUGUUUUGUUAAGAAAAGUAGAUUUUCUUCAUUCAACACUAUUUACUGAAUUCCUGCUAUUUGCUGGUACUGUUCUAACUGUUAAAGAGCUGUUACAGAAGUGAAUAAAACAAAGUCCUUGUUCUAAUGGAGUUUAAAUUCUGGUAGGGUGGACUCUCAACCAACAAAUAAAAAUAAUCUUUGGGUGACAAUAAAUGCUAUGGAGAAAAAAUAAAGCUGGAUAAGGAAGCUAGAGAGUGAUGGAGAUAUUCAAAGCUUUCAUUUUAGAGCUUAAAGGAUCAAUUGCAGGGUUGGCAGUUGCAGAAACCAGCAGUUAGAAGGAAAGAAGGAAAACAGCCUAUCAGCAGGGCUCAGUUGCAGGAAACAAAAACCACUCUAGCUAUUUUAAGCUGAAAGGCAUUGAAUAGAGAGCAGCAGGUGUUUACAGCUUGGUGGGAAGGCCUGGAGGAGCCAGUUUUCCAGGUGGCUUCCACCUCUGCCACCAUUGUCAAGGCAGGAACUCAGGACACUGGAAACCACUGGAAAUACUGACUGUGAGGACAUUUUUCUUUAGUUGAAAUCUGCUCAUCAGGAAGUUCCUGCCACCACUACCUCAUCUGUCUCUCGACACCCAUGAAAUUAGUGGCUAACCAUUGAGACACCACUUCAGAAUGUCCCAGCGUCUCCAUAAUCGUGUUUGCUGAUGAUUACAGCCAGAUCAGCAAGAAAGCGUCUCCUGCCUCCACUCUGACUUCCAUGUCUCUUGCAAGUGCAUAUCGUUGGUUGAACCUAACUCACAAUUGGUUGAACUAACUCCAGGCUGCAAGUAAGACUGGGAAAUUUGGUUUUAGAUUGCCAGCCUCUGCAGUAGAGGAAGGUGCACUAGAUGGAGGUGAGAAUGGUGCUGAUUGCCUACCUUCACACCUCGAGAAACCGCUCUGCCGAGAAUACCAAACGGAGUGAGAAACCCGGGUAAGAAUGUACAGAGAACAGCAUCUUCAUCCCAUAUUCUCCAGUGUGUAUGGGAUGGCAGCAUUAUGUAAUGAGAAGAGUAUGUAUUUUUGAAAUCAGAUAAACCUUGGUUUGUCUCACUCACUUGCUGAUGACUUUGGUCAAAUUUCUUAAUAUCCAGGGGAAGCAAUUUCUUCAUACAUAAAACCAGGGUAUUAACACCUUACUUGCAAGGUUGUUGUAAGAAGUAAGAUAAUGAUAUAAAAAUAUAGGGCAGAUUGUAGUCAAUUAUAUUUCCUUUCUGGACCAGUUUGCAUCAUAAUUCCCACCAGGUUCAUGGGAUGCAUGACAUUUUGACUCAGCCAUUUUGAAAAUGAAAAUAUUUCAACAUAUUUCUCAGAGCAUUGAGCUAUUAGGCCUUUGUGCUUUCCUGGUAUCUUCCUACCCUAUUCUAGAAUCUUACCCUAGCUCAUGGACAGAAUGAGGAGCUUGUGUGACAGGUGCUUUUUCAGAGCAUAACCUGUGCCAGGACUGAGGGCAGGGACACUCCUUCUGUGGCAUCUGUUUGCACAAAUAAACAUAGCAGCUGAGGAGCCUCCUGAGAAAAGAGCUAGAAGAUUGUGCAGAGACUGGAUCCUGGGAAGAGAAUCUAGCCUGAGGAUGUGACCAGCUAGGGCCAAUUAAACCUGAAUGGGGGUAGGAGCUGUUCUUGGUACAGUGUCCUGACUGUUGCUUGAGCCCAUAAAGACAUCUGAACUCCCGAGGUUGCAUAGGUUGGACUUUCAAGGUUAGCAUAGCUAGUAUAGUAUUAGUAUGACAUCGUGUGUACCUAUUGGUACCUUCCCAGGUUGGGAAGCCCUGGGACAUUCAAAUUACAACUGCACAAUAAAAACAGUUUUUUUUUCUCAUUGUGAAGUUAUCAUGAUGAUCUAAAAAUGUAUCUCUUUCAUUUCUUCAAGAAAUUCUCAAAAUUCCCUCUCUUGCUUCCAUCCUUUUCAUCACUGCCAACUCUGCAAAGAGUACCCCCCUUUUCUAUGUAGCUGAUUAUCCUCCAAAAGUAAUGCUUCUCUGAGGCUGCCACUUUUACUUCCACUGAAGCCCUCACAGAGAAUAAAUACCAUACUUACAUGCCCUUCCAGAGAGCCUCCUAAAGGGUGAACUUCAUCUGGCAAAAGAUAACUGGGGAAACUUCAGCAAAUGAGCUGAUAAUGAAAAUUUAAUGUAUUUAAUUAUAUAGCUAAGACUAAAAGGACAUGUUUGGAAUAAUAUUAAUAGCAUGUAAAUGUUACAUGUUCUGGCAAAGUGGAAAGAACACAACUAAAUAAUGUAGGAGAGGUGGCAAAACAGAAUAAGAUUAUUGACAAUUGUACAGGUAUUAGGUGUGAGUCAAAUUAUACCACUUGGAAAGAACAGGCAGUAAAGAGUUAAAAAGGGGAACAAAGGUAUUAUAAAAGUUGUAAAUUCUGAGGUAUCAAAAUGUUUCUGCAUCAAAACAACUAUGGAAAAAUAUUCUGAUCCAAUAUUAUUACUCUAAAAAAUGUCUCAAAGUUGCUCUUUCCAGGUCAGUUUUCCUAAAUAUACAGUGGGCCAAUUCAGUGAUUUGGAGGAGAAGGUAAGUAAAUGUUCACACAUCCCAAUCUGUGGAGGGGAUAAUGUGUGUCUAAAAAGAAAAUGGGUCUGUGUCUCAUUGGUUUGAUUUUGUUUGUAGUUAUAACAUUUCAUCUAUUUUGAGUUUUAUAAAACUGACAAUAGUGUAUGUGAUUUUUAUAAUGAUGAAGACAGAAGGUGGGUUUUAAAAGGUUAAGAAACACUAAUUUAAGGGAGUUUCCAGAAUAAUUGCAGUCAUCUGAAUUUGCACAUCUUCAUACAACACUUAAAUGCAACAGAAGCACAAGAAAACCACACAUGGCCCAUGCCUUUAACAUUAAUAGAAUAUAGAGAAUACCACACAUUUUAAAUCACCAAUAAGUAGAGAAAUAAACACCAUAUUCCAACAGAACUCCCAUCACUUGCUACUAUAAGCUGGGUAUGAGUGGAAGAGAGGAGACUUAAAACCUCCAGGAUAAAAGAGUAAAGAGGCAUGGAAGACUUAGAUGUAGUAUACACAAAGUCAACCCCAGAAAGAAUAAGCUUCAAUACUAAGUGACACAUUCAAAGCACAGAGGGAAGGGGUUUGAAAGUGAGGAGGACCAGAAGUAGCAGCUUCAAGGAAGCAUUGCUUCUUAAGGAGAAUCAGAUCAACGAAAAAGGGCUGGUGCCCCUUCUUGCAGUGAAAGAAGGACUUCAGAGAAAGAAGGACCUAAGAGGGAAACAUUGAGGAUGUUGCAGAAAUGAGAAAGAAAUAAGACAUGAUGGCUCCCUCCCAUCAGUAUCUGCUUUUGCACUGCACUGACAGGAGAGGGUAUUUUUGAAUUCGAAAUUCUAUCUAGAAAAUUCCUAAGAAAAGAAAAAAAAUCAACCUAACUCCAUAAAGAGCUACUAUUAUUUGGAAGAAAAAUGAGAAGCAUAAGAGUUUAAGUGAUAAAAAUUCCUCACCCAGUAUCAACCACAGAGCAGAAGAAAACAGUAACUCAGUAUUCCAAACAGAAGUAAUUAUGUUAAAAAAAAAAAAA